GCAUUGUUUUGGAAAUCCCUUUCACAAUUUGCAAAAUGGCUGCCCUCUACUCGGUCACCGUUAAGGACAUCAACGCUCACGACUUCAACCGUGCUUACGCCGCUUAUCUCAAGCGCUCUGGCAAGCUCGAGAUCCCUAAGUGGGUUGAUCUUGUUAAGACCGGCACCAACAAGGAGUUGGCCCCUUAUGAUCCUGAUUGGUUCUACAUCCGUGCGGCCUCUGUCGCCCGCCACAUUUACCUCCGUCGCAGCGUCGGUGUCGGUGCUCUUAAGAAGCUCCACGGUGGUACGGUUAACCGCGGUUCCCGCCCUUCUCACCAUGUGAACUCCUCAGGUUCUAUUGCUCGCAAGGUUCUCCAAGCCUUGGAAAAGAUUAACGUUGUUGAGGCUGACGAGAACGGUGGCCGCAAGAUCACCGUUGAUGGCCAGCGUGAUUUGGACCGCAUUGCUGCUUCUGUUGCUCAGACUCAGGCUUAAAUGUUGAUUUAUCCCACUAUUCAACCUGAAAUAAAUCGUCGC
Molecule: messenger RNA, 518 nt
Organism: Lobosporangium transversale
Lineage: Eukaryota; Fungi; Mortierellomycota; Mortierellomycetes; Mortierellales; Mortierellaceae
Product: 40S ribosomal protein S19-A
Exons: 4
Coding region: 36-476 (146 amino acids)
Biological process (GO): ribosomal small subunit assembly; translation
Cellular component (GO): ribosome; cytosolic small ribosomal subunit
Molecular function (GO): RNA binding; structural constituent of ribosome
Source: RefSeq, a predicted model, not a curated record